AUGUCUUCUUUCUCUAAAGACUGGCUCACCGUGGCUGUGCUUGUGGUAGCCUUUUUCGGGUACUUCGAACGGACUCAGCCUUUCUACCGCCAGUUCAAACUCUCGGACUCGCGUCUCCAACACCUGUUUGCUCAUGAGGAACGUGUCACUGAUCUCCAGCUCUACUUCCUCUGUACUGUGAUCCCUAUGGGGAUUGUGGCGGGCGUUUACACAGCAAAAAGGAAAUUAGCGCUUCUGCUGAAGUCCGUACAUGCCACAAUGGUUGGGUUGUGGAUUUCAUUGACUGUAGCAGCCGUUUUCACAGACAUUUUAAAGGAUUGGAUUGGAAAUCCUAGGCCAGACUUCUUGGAGCGGUGUGGAGCCAAACCAGGCACAGCCAGCGACGUUUAUGUGGAUGUGGCGGUGUGCAAUGCUCCUCUUGGGCUCAAUCGAUUGGCGGAUGGCAUGAAGCUGACACCCUCGGGUCAUUCUUCCAUGAUCUUUGCACUGAUGUUCUACUUAUACUUGUGGCUUGGAGAACAUGGUGCAAUUCUGCGGGUCAAUAGGUGGAUUUGGCAGUUUUUGCGUGUUGGGCCACUUCUUUUGGGAUGCUACGUUGCAUUUUCUCGAACUCAGGACUAUAGACAUCAUUUUUUCGAUGUUUGUCUUGGUCUGUCAAUUGGUAUAGCUGUUGGGUGGCUUCUGUACAAGAAGUACCAUGCUGAAAUUGAGGUGUAA
This is a messenger RNA of Sungouiella intermedia, 717 nucleotides long. The record is from the annotation of a GenBank genome assembly. NCBI's taxonomy places the organism in Eukaryota, Fungi, Ascomycota, Pichiomycetes, Serinales, Metschnikowiaceae.